CUCGAGUGUUGUAUCCACCUCAUUUUUGGUAGGAUGUACUAAAACGAGAUCGAAAAACGGAUGGACGGAAUGGAUUUAUAACGUACAUUGCAGUGGGCCCCAACCAGCAUCCUUGUGCAGGAACUUCCUGCGAAAGGCUUUCGCAGGAAAUCGGCGUCCAAGAGUCCUGAUAGAAGUGAUUGGGCGAUGCUCGUUUUCUGUCGUGACGAGCUCUUAUUUAUUUCUUCUUUCGCCGUCAAUCGAAAAAAGAACGUUGGUUUGAUCAGCAUCUCCAUAGUCAUCUCCAUAUCAUUAUUGGAAGCACGAGAUUGUAUACCAUUCAAUGGCUCCUUUUACAAAGAUUCAUAGGCCGUCCGUUGGUGGUAACAUCAACAUCGCUUACCUGACAGAUGAUUUGUUGAUCAAUAUCCUUUCUCGAUUGCCCUUAAAAUCUCUCCUCCGAUUCAAGUGCGUCUCCAAAGCAUGGCAGCUUUUGAUCUCUGACUCUUUUCUUCAAAGAAUUUUACCCACACCAAUGUCCGGCCUCAUUUUCAGCGAUCGCUAUCGCAAUAAUUGUCCAGUAGAGAGAGUUCAAUACGCAUUUAUCACUGACAAAACUCACCCAACUUGCAAUAAUUCUCCGACUGACAUUGGCAAUCUUAGUUUCUUUCCACGCCAUCGUGAAUUGUACACCGUCGAUUGUUGCAAUGGCCUACUGCUUGGCCUCCAUCGCCAAGAUAUUUAUAGUACACCUGUUUACUAUGUAAUAAAUCCAGCUACAAAGAAAUGGGCAGAACUUCCUGCACCCGCUAAGGAACGUCCCCACACGACCCACAGGCUAGCAUUCGAUCCUCGUAUCUCCCCGCACUACACUCUCAUUUGUUCGGGCUCAUUUACCGGCGUUGAUAUUUUCUCAUCGAAAACGGGUGUGUGGGUCCAAUCUAAGGUGCCACAACCACUAGUCAUUCGACACUGGCGGCGAUCGGCGGGGCCGAUGUCAGUUUUGUUUAAUCGUACCCUCCACAUGCUAUCUGAAGGCGAUUCCAUUGUGGGAUUUGAUGUUGAUGGAGAGUGUUUCCGGUUGAUUCCGUUGCCUGUGCCCAUGCCAACCGACUGCCGAGAAUGCAGACAAAGAUGCCUAGGCGUGUUUGGAGGACACCUCUAUUACGCAAACCAUGAUGGUGUACAAUUGCAAAUCUGGAUUCUUGAGGAUUAUGACGAGCGAAAAUGGGCCUUGAAGCAUAAGACUAAGAUUGAUUGCUUAGUAGAGAAACAUCCUCAAGCCAUUUGUUCUUCAGCUCUAUACAAGGGCUUUUGCGGUCUUUAUGAGAUUCGUGAGGGCGGCCACUUGCCUUUUUGGUUGGCCGACGACGGAAUCAUUGUUGAAACUGGUGAAGCCUCUCAACUUUAUUAUCUUAGAGAAUUCAGUGUGCUGGCUUUUCAUCCGGAUCUUGAGGUUGUCUUCCUUGGAAUGGGGGACACAGUGCUUUCCUAUAAUCUCAACAGCAUGAAGUUGGAGGAGGUAUGGGUUUCAAAACCACAGUACAAUGGACUGCACUCGGGGAAUGUCUACCCUUUUUCACCCUGUUUGGUGGAUUUCUACAACUGCAAAAAGGAGUAGGAAUUCUCCACUCUUGUUGUGUUUGCUUUUAAGUUUAUUUUACUUUCGAAGUUUAUGAUGUGAUCAUUGAAACAAAGAGAUUGAACUGAACAUUUUGGCCUUAUUGAUUAAGAGGCUUGUUAACAAGUCUUUCUUUA
Messenger RNA from Magnolia sinica, 1737 nucleotides. RefSeq names its product F-box protein At5g07610-like. The transcript has a single exon. NCBI's taxonomy places the organism in Eukaryota, Viridiplantae, Streptophyta, Magnoliopsida, Magnoliales, Magnoliaceae. The coding region runs from base 323 to 1600 and encodes 425 amino acids. Gene Ontology annotation, molecular function: protein binding. The record is from RefSeq and is a predicted model, not a curated record.